CCCACACCAACGAUCGCGGUCCUCCACCGCACUCUCUGUAUCUUUCCUUGAGCUCUGGCUAUGGCUUCCAACAACGCCUCUUCGCCCUCACAACAACGACCGCCCCAGCAUGCGGUGCCGGCAGGCCUAGGCGGCGCUGCCACGGACAACAUCGUGACCGCGCUCGGCCAGGCGUUCAAGACGCACACGGGCGAGCCGCUCUCGGGCGACCGCAUAGCGCAGCUCUUGCUCGCGAAUAUGCCACAGCUGGGCGAGCUCGCGAAGCAGGGGAAGCUGAACCAGGCGCAGAUUAUGCAGUUGAAGGCAUACGCAGACGAGCACCGCUCGAAAGCCCCACAACAAGUCCUCAAUGGCGCAGCCCCCUCACAACCGUCGGUCAGCGCGCCGACACCAGGGCCCGCUAACAAGCCGGGCCUCAAGUCGUUCUCUGUAGACCCCAUGUUGACUCCGCCCCCGACCCAAGACAGCAGUUCACCUGCGCCGAGUCCGUCAAUAAAUACGACUAACCCCGGGCCGGUGCAAUGGCCGCAGGCUCAGCAGGGGCGACCGACGUUGACGGGAGGUAUUGCUGGUGGAAGGGUUGCAGGCACCCCUGCUCAGAUCGCGCGCACGGGGGACGAUACGACCGUCUUGAAUAUGGAUGAUACGCGCUCGAGGAAACGGAGCACACCAGCCGACCAAAGUAUGCGGAGGUCGAUUCAGGAUCUGGUGUCGAGUAUAGAUCCCAAUGUCAAGAUCGAGCCUGAGGUUGAAGAUCUGCUGCUCGAUAUCGCGGACGAAUUCAUCGACUCGGUGACGAACUUUGGCUGCCGACUAGCCAAGCAUCGCGGUGGUGACACGCUGGAGGUCCGAGACCUGCAACUCCAUCUAGAACGGAACCACAAUAUUAGGAUACCUGGGUUCUCAUCGGAUGAGACGCGGAUAGCGCUCUCGCAGACAAACCUGCCUGUUCCCACACCUGCGGUUCCUUCAGGUGCUGCAGCCGGCAAAAAGGGGGCUACCCAAGGCAACGCACAUAUGACGCUCCGGAGUCAUAGGCUGGCUCAGGUUGGGCAGGCGAAGCGAGAGGCGAAGCUCAUUUAGUUUUCGGUCGUACUGAUGUCUUUCUAUCGUCUGUAUUCGCUUUCCUGUAAUUUUAUCGUUGUAGACAUAGUACACCUGUAAU
Gloeophyllum trabeum ATCC 11539 is the source of this 1165-nucleotide messenger RNA. RefSeq lists its product as uncharacterized. The record is from RefSeq and is a predicted model, not a curated record. Gene Ontology annotation, molecular function: DNA binding; protein heterodimerization activity; TBP-class protein binding. Gene Ontology annotation, cellular component: SAGA complex; transcription factor TFIID complex; SLIK (SAGA-like) complex. NCBI's taxonomy places the organism in Eukaryota, Fungi, Basidiomycota, Agaricomycetes, Gloeophyllales, Gloeophyllaceae. The coding region runs from base 61 to 1083 and encodes 340 amino acids. Gene Ontology annotation, biological process: DNA-templated transcription initiation; RNA polymerase II preinitiation complex assembly. The transcript has 6 exons.